AAAAAAUUAAUUUGUCAAAAUAUAUCGCUAGAUUGAUGAUGGAGCUAGCUUCCGAUGGCAAUUGCUGCCAUUAUAAAGCACAGGCGAACGAUCAAUUGCGAUUUGAAAUUACACCUUACCUUAAAAUCUGUCAUGGAAACAGGUCUGACUACGACAUGUCGGCGAAAAAUUCGACAAAAAACAUCCAGAGGGCUGUGACUCAAGGAAUCAAUUUUUAUCGGCUAAUUCAAGCGAGUAAACAAGGUAUUUUCAAUCAAAUAUCACCAAUAACGUAUCAGAUAUAAUUCGUAGAUUGUCAUUUUGAAGUUUCCUUGCGAAUAAACCGUUAUAUUUCAAAUUAUAAACAAUAACAAAGGAAUGGUUGAUCGACAUUCUUUAAUUUGUUUAGUUUACGAAACUGUCAAGGUUGCAAUGGUAGCGCGCAUCGCACUGUAAUGCCUCUCUUCCAAUACGCCCUCCUAGUAGACAAAACAUAAAUUACGCUAAUCAUUGUUAUAGCUUUACGGUAUCCGUGAGAAACCUAACAAUAAGCAAAUCAGCAGGUGCGGCUCUGCUCAGCGUAACAAAAUCUUUUUAGUGCUUUUGAAUGACAAAAGCCACAAGGCGAUUUAUCUGUUGGAGAUUUAUGUAUGUAAGUUUAUGUAUGUAAAUGUAACUAAGUAAAUGUUUCAUCCUCCAAUUUGCCAUAAUGAUAUAUCACUUAGAAUAUUUUCAAAGCCGAAUACAGCGACAUUUGUUAAUUUAUCUGAUACAACGACAAAGUUGCCAAAUCGAAAAACAGAUGGCCAAGUAGAUCAAUACGACUGCGGCAGGGAUCGGUUCCUCAAAGACCGGAAAUUAUAGCGGAAAAAGUUGUCAGCAGGUACACGCAGCAAGCUUCUACUGAAAUGACAGCUCAUUUAACAAAGAAUUUUAUUAAAAAGAUGGACUAAUAAAUAAGUCAGUGCCCCCUUCGUGAUCAUAAGUACAAAGUAGACAUAAAUGCUUCGAUAGAUUGGUGUUCUCAACUUGCUCACGGACCUCUACGCAUGAAGUACACUGACAUGUAAUCAUGAGAAUUUUCAGUUAUUCUUUAGCAAGUGUCUUGGUGAUUGUUUUCUCACAUGCGCUGACCGAAAAUAUUCCCAGUGAAACAAGAAGGAAAGUAAAGCAAGUUUUACAUACUGAGACCACGGGAGGGAAUGAAGAAAACCAAGUCAAUCUGAGUGGUCAAGUCUACAUCAACAAGACAAAACUGUAUCAAGGUGAUGUAGUCUACUUUCGAAAAGAUGAAGACAAUAUUCUUCAUCCCUGGAGAGAAACUUCUACAGGUAUCACGGGAAAAUCCGCAUUUGUUAAGUCACACCACAGUGUGAAUGAUCUUCAAGCAGAGGAUAAAAACCCCGCCAUUAAACCGCCAAGACGCUACACUGAAGAAUAUCAUAAACGGCUGAAAAGAAAUUCAUCAGGUGACAAACCUCGAUCGAACCUUAACCCAAAAGACACAAUAGGAUUACGUCAAGAUGAUAAACGGAACGGGAAAGCGCUUGAUCUAGAUUCUUCUUUGCAAAAGCGCCUUCAACAGUUGCAGAUCCCACUACAAAAUAAAUCCCGCAAGAAAAACAGACGAAGAAGAACUUCACAACCUACAUAUGACCAAUGCCAGAAAAACAGCAGCAUGUCUGAUGAGAGAAUGACGGUCUGUGAGGCUAGACUGUCAUGCAAAGGGAAGUGUAACAACCCACCCUCCUUCUCGUUCAGCCUUGAUCUACUCUGCUAUUGCGACGGCGAGUGUGAGAAGUUUCUGGACUGCUGCGCGGAUUAUGAACAUUUCUGCAAACUCAACACGACUGGGAACUUCACAAUAAAUCAGAAUCAUAUUCCUAAGAAUUCCAGUACCACUGAUGCACCAUUUCCCGAGGAUUUCUAUGCGCCUUUCAGAAGAUGGGGCUAUUGGUCUUGUGAGAGAACGACAGACAGCACUGAUAUGGAUGAUAAGCGCGUGCCCAAGGGAUACUAGAGACGUCUCCGCUAAAUCUAGAUGCGAAAGCGGUUUCAGUUUGUCCAAGGUAGAAUCAGCUCAAGCCUUGCUGAAUGCUAGACCCGUGUACACGACAGAUGGCAAGGUCUUCAAGAAUCGCUACUGCGCAGAGUGCCAUGGUCUUCGUGGAUCUGCCCUCAAGGUGUACGGAGUCUCCUUCGGCUGCGAUUUCACAGCUCCUGAAUCGAUGACCAACGGAGAGAAGCUGGAUUUUCUUGUAUCGCGAUGUGAUGAGAAAAUUUCCUGGGUUAUCCCAAGUGGAAGUCCUAGGAGGAUGUGUUUCUACUUGGAGAAGUCGUGUUUUGACGCAAGUAACUGCGAUAACAGGUGCUCAACUGGCAAUGUGGGGAUAGUUUAUGAAGGAUUCAAUUACAAAAACUCGUUUUGCCCUUCUUGGGAGAGUUCUCCGUUGUGCGGACCGCAAGAAAUUCCAGUUGGGGGCUCCACAGCAUCGUUUUCAAUCAUUUUUAACUUUGGAACAAAUGAUCGCUCGAUCUCAUCGAUUAGGUGUGAAGAAAACCUUGUGUACAACCCCUUGACGGAGAUGUGUGAGAGCGGCUUUCUUUCCUCUCCACCGCGGAGCUCAAGCUUUGAUAAGUACAGAGUAACGCUUUGGAUCCUAAUCAUGAGUGCGGACUAUGGAACUACAUGGAAAAACGCGUUCGCGUCAAUACUUUAUAGGACAUUUUCUGGCAAUUGGAAGUUCACAAAUAUCGAGACAAUACAAAGGCAAGGGUACUGGUACAUGAUGUUUGAUGCAGAGUUAACGAAACAAAAUAGACGAAUAAACAGAAGAGACGUAACGGCUGCGAUAAGCUUUGAACGCGUACUGCAUUUCACUUCUCCAUUUAACAUGACUAUCAAUGGUACGGAAUGCGAGGUGUUUAAAGCCAUGGCAAGGGUUAUAUCUUGCUCCGAUCUGAGAAAGUACGAGAAGAGCGAGUACGCGACACUUGUGACCCCGACCGGCUCCGUCUACAUCAACGCGUCUGGAGAAGUCUUGCGCGCAAGAGACUACUACACAAAUGGGACUAACGUGACCAUUGGGCCCAUCUACGUGUGCCACGCUGGCCGCCAUAAAGUGUCUAAUUGUUCCGGAGUCUUCUUGAAGGUUGAACACUUUAUAAUUUUUCCGAACAGAUCCAUUUAUGUCAACGUAUCAGGCAGAAUGCUCAAUCAAUCCGAGUACUUUGCGCAUAAUGGCACUACGUAUGUAUGCACGUAUCUCCCGCCAUGGCAUGAGAAGACAUGGGCUGAUGACCCCGCCCUGUCAUGGCUGACGCUUGUGUGCAUGCUGCUGUCUAUCGCUGGACUCGUCUUCUUUCUUGUCACCUACCUCCUGUUCAGCGAGCUCCGCACCAUACCGGGCGUCAACCUGAUGAAUCUCGCCCUUUCCACCUUACUAGCACAGGUCACGUGGCUCAUAGGUAUCAAUCAGACAGACAAGACAAUCACGUGCAUAACUGUUGCCGCUUUACUGCAGCCUGGUGUCAUUUAUGUGGACGUCAAUAAUCGCGUAUGACACUUGGAAGGCUUUCUCAAGUAGGAAAAACCGCGCAGCCCUGGGAUCUAGUAGUAAAAAGUUACGCCAGAGUCUAAAGUACAUGGCACUCGGAUGGCUCCCAUGCUUAAUGUUGGUAGUC
Nematostella vectensis (starlet sea anemone) is the source of this 3663-nucleotide messenger RNA. RefSeq lists its product as uncharacterized. The transcript has a single exon. The coding region runs from base 1884 to 3542 and encodes 552 amino acids. Gene Ontology annotation, biological process: G protein-coupled receptor signaling pathway. The record is from RefSeq and is a predicted model, not a curated record. NCBI's taxonomy places the organism in Eukaryota, Metazoa, Cnidaria, Anthozoa, Actiniaria, Edwardsiidae. Gene Ontology annotation, molecular function: G protein-coupled receptor activity. Gene Ontology annotation, cellular component: membrane.